Molecule: messenger RNA, 3455 nt
Organism: Prinia subflava (tawny-flanked prinia)
Lineage: Eukaryota; Metazoa; Chordata; Aves; Passeriformes; Cisticolidae
Gene: HSPA12B
Product: heat shock protein family A (Hsp70) member 12B
Exons: 13
Coding region: 205-2256 (683 amino acids)
Source: RefSeq, a predicted model, not a curated record
UCCCGCUCGCACAUCUGCAGCUGGAAUUGCAAUCUGAGCGCUGCCCGGGCCGGGACGGGGAGCGGGAGGAAGCCGGAGCGCGGGGGGCUGCGCGGGGCCCCGGCGGGGGCGGCCGGAGCCACCAGCCCCGCGGGGACAGCCCGGGUGACAAAGCGGGGUCCCCAGCCUGUGUCCCAGCCCCGCACAGCGGCGGGCAGCGAGGCCAUGGCGAUGCUCCUGGAGCCCGGGAUGCAGAGCCUGCGGAUGGGUGCCAACGGUGAGCGGUGCCCGACGCCGUCCCCGUCCCCGCCGGGCUCCCCGGGGACGCCCCACGACAGCUGCAGCAUCGCCCCAUUGACGCCCUCCCAGUCACCGCGGAGCGAGGCGCGCUCCCGGCAGAGCCCGUCCUUCUCCGUGGUGGUGGCCAUCGACUUCGGCACCACCUCCAGCGGUUACGCCUUCAGCUUCACCAGCGACCCCGAGGCCAUCCACAUGAUGAGGAAAUGGGAAGGGGGGGACCCGGGCGUGGCCAACCAGAAGACCCCCACCAGCCUCCUGCUGACCCCGGAGGGGACAUUCCACAGCUUCGGCUACACCGCCCGCGAUUACUACCACGACCUGGACCCCGAGGAGGCCCGCGAGUGGUUCUACUUCGAGAAGUUUAAGAUGAAGAUCCACAGCACCAGCGAUCUGACCAUGAAAACCGAGCUGGAAGCUGUCAAUGGGAAGAAGAUGCCGGCGCUGGAGGUGUUCGCCCACGCGCUGCGCUUCUUCAAGCAGCACGCGGUGCAGGAGCUGAAGGACCAGUGCCCGUCCCUGCCCGAGAGCGACGCCAUCCGCUGGGUCCUCACUGUGCCGGCCAUCUGGAAGCAGCCGGCCAAGCAGUUCAUGCGGGAAGCGGCCUACAAGGCCGGGCUGGUGUCCCCGGAGACGCCGGAGCAGCUGCUGAUCGCGCUGGAGCCCGAGGCCGCCUCCAUCUACUGCCGCAAGCUGCGGCUGCACCAGCUGAUCGAGCUGAGCUGCCGCGCCCCGGCCAACGGCGCCGAGCCCCCGCACGCCAUCGACUCCAGCUUCCGGCAGGCCCGGGAGCAGCUCCGGCGAUCUCGGCACAGCCGCACCUUCCUGGUGGAGUCGGGAGUGGGCGAGCUCUGGUCGGAGAUGCAGGCAGGUGACAGGUACAUCGUGGCCGAUUGUGGCGGGGGGACGGUGGAUUUGACCGUGCACCAGAUCGAGAAGCCGCAGGGGACGCUGAAGGAGCUCUACAAAGCCUCGGGAGGUCCCUAUGGGGCCGUGGGCGUGGACCUGGCCUUCGAGAAGCUCCUGUGCCACAUCUUCGGGGAGGACUUCAUCGCCACCUUCAAGGCCAGGCGUCCGGCGGCCUGGGUGGACCUGACCAUUGCCUUCGAGGCGCGGAAGCGCGCGGCCGCCCCGAGCCGCUCCAGCCCCCUCAACAUCUCCCUGCCCUUCUCCUUCAUCGACUUCUACCGCAAGCACCGCGGCCACAACGUCGAGACCGCGCUGCGCAAGAGCAAUGUCAACCUGGUGAAGUGGUCGUCCCAAGGGAUGCUGCGGAUGUCCCCCGAGGCCAUGAACGAGCUGUUCCAGCCAACCAUCACCCACAUCAUCCAGCACAUCGACGCCCUCCUGCAGAAACCCGAGGUCCAAGGCAUCAAAUUCCUCUUCCUGGUGGGCGGCUUCGCCGAGUCGGCCAUGCUGCAGCGGGCGGUGCAGGCCGCCUUCGGCCACCGCUGCCGCGUCAUCGUCCCGCAGGACGUGGGGCUGACCAUCCUCAAGGGGGCCGUGCUCUUCGGCCUGGACCCCGGCGUGGUGCGCGUGCGCCGCUCCCCGCUCACCUACGGCGUGGGCGUCCUCAACAAGUUCGUGGAGGGGAAGCACCCGCGGGAGAAGCUGCUGGUCAAGGAGGGCAAGAACUGGUGCACCGACAUCUUCGAGAAGUUCGUGACCGUGGACCAGUCGGUGGCCUUGGGCGAGGUGGUGCAGCGGAGCUACUGCCCGGCCCGGCCCGGCCAGCGCCGCACCAUCAUCAACAUCUACUGCUGCGACACCGACGACGUGGUGUACAUCACCGACCCCGGCGUCAGGAAGUGCGGCACCAUCAGCCUGGAGCUGGGGGACGCGGGGGACGCGGGGCCGGCGCGGGGCCGGCGCGAGAUCCGUGCCAGCAUGCAGUUCGGGGACACCGAGAUCAAGGUGACGGCGCUGGAUACGUGCACGGCGCGCAGCGUCAGGGCCACCAUCGACUUCCUGUCCAACUGAGGGGGUCCUGGAGAUGCCACCAUCAACUUCCUGUCCAACUGAGACCACCCAAGAUGUGCCACCAUCGACUUCCUGUCCAACUGAGGGGGUCCUGGAGAUGCCACCAUCAACUUCCUGUCCAACUGAGACCACCCAAGAUGUGCCACCAUCGGCUUCCUGUCCAUCUGAGGGGUCCUGGAGAUGCCACCAUCAACUUCCUGUCCAAGUGAGACCACCCAGGACGUGUCACCAUACACUUCCUGUCCAUCUGAGGGACACUCGAGAUGCCACCAUCGACUUCCCAUCCAACUGAGGGGUCCUGGAGAUGCCACCAUCAACUUCCUGUCCAAGUGAGACCACCCAGGAUGUGCCACCAUCAGCUUCCUGUCCAUCUGACGGGUCCUGGAGAUGCCACCAUUGACUUCCCGUCCAACUGAGACUACCCAGGAUGUGCCACCAUUGACUUCCUGCCCAGUUGAGGGGCCCCUGAGACGUGCCACCAUCGACUUCCUGUCCAAGUGAGACCACCCAGGAUGUGCCACCAUCAACUUCCUGUCCAACUGAGGGACACUCGAGAUGCCACCAUCGACUUCCUAUCCAUCUGAGGGGCCCUGGAGAUGCCACUGUUGACUUCCUGUCCAACUGAGACCACCCAGGACAUGCCACCAUCGAGUUCCUGUGCAUCUGACAGGCACUCGAGAUGCCACCAUCGACUUCCCGUCCAGCUGAGAGUCUCUGCCACUGUGGGGACAUUCCUGGCACCUGCCACCAUCGACUUCAUCUCCACCUGACCCCCUGUCACUGCAGGGACACCCCUGGGACCUGCCAUCAUCAAAUUCCUGUCUGACUGAGGGGCUCUGGCACUGUGGGGACAUCCCUGGAAUCUGCCACCAUUGACUUCCCGUCCAGCUGAGACCCUCCUGGAGAUGCCACCAUGGAUUUAAUCUCCACCUGAGGGACCCUAUCACUGUGGGGACACACCUGGGAGAUGCCACCAUCAACUUUCUGUCCAACUGAGACCUUCCUGGAGACUCCACCAUUGAAUUAAUCUCCACCUGAGGUCCCCUGUCAUCAUGGGGACAUCCAUGGGACCUACCACCAUCGACUUCCUGUUUGACUGAGGGGCUCUGGCACUGUGGGGACAUUCCUGGGACCUGCCACCAUCGACUUCCUGUUUGACUGAGGGGCUCUGGCACUGUGGGGACAUUCCUGGGACCUGC